CAAAACUGUCAUGGCGUCCCUUCUAACAGACCCGCUGUUUGAAAUCUCCGGACGGGGUCCCUCAACUAACAAAAACUUCUAUAACUUUGUGGUCACGAAGUCGAAUGUGAUAUGGAGGUGGUGGCUGAUAUCUCCCAGAGCUGUAUACAGACUUUCAAAGCCUGGCCAGCUGAUUCUGUCUUAUGAGGACUUCCUGGAUGACAUCAAGCUACAAAGAGAGCUCAGCGUGAUCUUUGGCACCGGUACCUUGCAGUACGCCAAGGCUUUAUGCCAAGGCCAGUAUGAUUACCUGGAACGCCUGCCUGACUCUUUACUUUUGCGGAUCAUCAACUAUCUAGAGCUAGAGGAUGUGGGACAGCUUGGACGAACCUCACACAGGUUCAGGCAGCUAUGUGGAUCAGAGGAAUUCUGGGAGCAGGCUGUGCGGCGUCGCUGCAAGACAGUUUCCGCUGAGGUCUCCUCCCUGGCACGAGAGGUGGGUUGGCGUAACAUCUUCUUCACCAACAAGCUGCAGCUACAGAAGCUCAUCAGCCGCCGGAGGCUGAGGGGCGACGAACAGAGGGCUGAGGGAACUCCUGGAAAAAGGUCAGAGACGUCUCAUCCAGACCAAAAACCGACAGGUUCGAAACCCUCAGGGGAAGGAGGAAAUCAUUAAAACAGAAACAAAAGUGUGCUUUCACUUGUUGUAUUAAGGCUCCCAUGAGCACAUGUAACUAGAAUUUCACUCAGGAGAGCGCUGACCUCAGCCAAGGCCAUGCUGUUAACAAAAAUGUAUGAUUGUAAAAUUUGUGUACAGUAGAUCCCCACUUUUGGCGGGGCCACCAUUCCUAGCCUGCCAGUGAAUGGUGAAAGUCCACCAGUAAUUCAUACGUAAAUAAAAAAUAUUUAUUGUGGA
Molecule: messenger RNA, 895 nt
Organism: Doryrhamphus excisus (bluestripe pipefish)
Lineage: Eukaryota; Metazoa; Chordata; Actinopteri; Syngnathiformes; Syngnathidae
Gene: fbxo36b
Product: F-box protein 36b
Molecular function (GO): protein binding
Source: RefSeq, a predicted model, not a curated record